Molecule: messenger RNA, 759 nt
Organism: Oikopleura dioica
Lineage: Eukaryota; Metazoa; Chordata; Appendicularia; Copelata; Oikopleuridae
Source: the annotation of a GenBank genome assembly
AUGAAGCUUUCUUUGGCCUUGUUGCUCGGCGCCGAUGCCCUCGGAGCGGGAGAUACUUCCCAGUGCGAGAGAGUCCAGGCCGCUUUCCCCGACUGCGCAUGCAUGAACAUCGCCUGGAAGGGAUCCAAAGUGUCCAAAUCCUUGGCCGGUUCUGCCGAGAGCGAGCUCUUCCAGAUCGCCAUCGCCAACAACGCUGAUGGCGUCGCCGAUACCGCUUUCAACAUCCGAGAUCCCACCUCGCCCAACUACGUCAAGGACUACACUUUCUACAUGAUCUUCAAGCGAGAGUUCUGCGGCGUCGACUUCCUCAACAAAGUCGGCGACGGAACCAUCAAGUUCAACUUCAUGGACCACUACGCUGCCUACGACAGCUCCGUCGUCAACACUUACUUCCAGAACCACAAGAACAUCGACACCCUCUACCCAGACAUCGUCGGCUACCCAAGCGUCCACAAGAACCAGGAGGCCGCCGUCGUCCAGGGUUUCACCCUCGAUACCCUCCAGGCCUCCAACUGGCCCAACGGCAAGGCUGUCAACGAUUUGCCAACCGCCAAGGUUAACGGUCAAAUCGUCCCUAACACCAAGAAAGACAUCGUCUACGUCAUGGCCACUGGUCUCGAAGACGUUGUCUGGAAGACCGACAGACUUUCCUGCAUUCUCCGAAGCAUGGUCGGUGUCCGACCAUGGGACAAGGCCGGCAGCGAGCCAAACCACACCGACGAUGCCGAAUGCGUCAGUAUGGCCAAGAUCUUCUGGUAA